AUGCCGUUGAAUACGACCAGCGGUAGAGAUUCACCCGCUUCGCUGGCGUUUCCGGAGCUUGAAAACGCUGUCUCCGCGCGCGACCGUGAAGCUCAGGCCUCGACCAACGUGCGGGUAUGGGUGGUGGACCGAUCAGAACAUACUGCGGAAGUGCGGCACAAAGACUCUGCCUAUAACAGGCGCCACCCCGACCGUGAGUCUUGCCAGUGUCUGCUGACUUGGGAUUGUAAGAUGUGUGCGGAAGAUGUGGCGAGUAGCUACGUGGGAGGCUGCUGCGGAGGGAAGUUUGACAGACAACGUACGAGCGUCUACGCGAUGGUAUGUGCCAUGGAAACGGCGUAUAGACGACCAAGCACAGAACCAUCUGCUGCAAUUGUGACGGCAAGCGGACAGCCGUCUGCUGUCACUGAUGGCAUUCCUGGAGAAGCUGCGAGGCACAUCGCGGAGAGUUCCGCCGACUGGCAAGCUGGUGGGGAGCCGCUACUACCUAUAAGAAAGGUCUACGAGAGGCCCGAGGUCCUGGAGCGCGUGGGCGGCGAUUAUCCCACUCGGCGUACGCAACAAAACGGGGGUGUCCCGUCUGAGGCUCACACGUUCCCGAGAGCUGCGUUGUUUGCCCUUUUUCUGGAAGUGGCCUACAAGAGGACCUUCGGAUAUGAUCCUGACGUAGGCUCGGCUUAG
Molecule: messenger RNA, 681 nt
Organism: Rangifer tarandus platyrhynchus (Svalbard reindeer)
Lineage: Eukaryota; Metazoa; Chordata; Mammalia; Artiodactyla; Cervidae
Source: the annotation of a GenBank genome assembly